AUGGCGAUCGUGGCCGUGCUCGUCGCGCCCACCGCGAGCUCCGUCGGGCCGCGUCGCCGUUGGCGCGCCGCGGCAGCCUCGUCUUCGGCGGCCUCCGAGGUGGACCUCAAAGCGCUGCAGGCCGCCAUCGACAAGAAAAGCAGCGAUGAUGUUAAGGAGGCGCUGGACCAGCUGAGAGAGCUCGGAUGGGCCAAGCGUUGGAGCUCGCAGCCCUACGUGUCGCGUCGCACGACAUCUCUGCGGGAGCUCACUACCCUUGGAAUCAAGAAUGCUGAGAAUUUGGCGAUUCCAAGUGUUAGAAAUGAUGCGGCAUUUUUGUUUACAGUUGUGGGUACCACUGGAUUCUUAGCCGUCCUUGCAGGCCAGCUCCCUGGGGAUUGGGGCUUCUUUGUUCCCUACUUGAUUGGAAGCAUUUCAUUGAUCGUAUUGGCUGUCGGAAGCGUUGCUCCAGGUCUUCUGCAAGCAGCAAUUGGAGCGUUUUCUACGGUCUUUCCUGACUACCAGGAGAGAAUUGCUAGGCAUGAAGCUGCUCACUUCCUAGUCGCCUAUUUGAUUGGCCUCCCUAUCCUUGGAUAUUCUUUGGACAUCGGAAAGGAGCAUGUUAAUUUGAUAGAUGAGCAGUUACAAAAGCUAAUAUACAGUGGGCAGCUUGAUGGAAAGGAACUAGACAGGUUAGCUGUAGUUUCAAUGGCAGGACUGGCUGCUGAAGGUCUAGAAUAUGACAAAGUUGUAGGUCAAUCAGCAGAUCUUUUCACCCUUCAGAGGUUCAUAAACAGAACUAAGCCGCAACUAAGCAAAGAUCAGCAACAAAACCUUACCAGAUGGGCAGUCCUGUUUGCUGCAUCACUUCUGAAGAACAAUAAAGCAGCCCAUGAAGCGCUAAUGUCAGCGAUGUCCCAAAAAGCAAGCGUGUUGGGGUGCAUUGAAGCAAUAGAGAAUGCCUACUAA
Messenger RNA from Miscanthus lutarioriparius, 948 nucleotides. The record is from the annotation of a GenBank genome assembly. Lineage: Eukaryota; Viridiplantae; Streptophyta; Magnoliopsida; Poales; Poaceae.